Gekko japonicus is the source of this 1738-nucleotide messenger RNA. Its product is annotated as transcription initiation factor TFIID subunit 9-like. The transcript is spliced from 6 exons. Gene Ontology annotation, molecular function: RNA polymerase II general transcription initiation factor activity; transcription coactivator activity; protein heterodimerization activity. Lineage: Eukaryota; Metazoa; Chordata; Lepidosauria; Squamata; Gekkonidae. The coding region runs from base 9 to 722 and encodes 237 amino acids. Gene Ontology annotation, cellular component: transcription factor TFIID complex; SAGA complex. Gene Ontology annotation, biological process: DNA-templated transcription initiation; RNA polymerase II preinitiation complex assembly. The record is from RefSeq and is a predicted model, not a curated record.
AACAGGUGAUGGCCCAGAUCUUGAAAGAUAUGGGGAUUACCGAGUAUGAGCCCCGGGUGAUAAACCAGAUGCUGGAGUUUGCAUACCGAUACGUGACGACCAUCUUGGAAGAUGCCAAAAUCUACUCCAGCCACGCCAAGAAGUCGAGCGUCGAUGCGGACGACGUGAAGUUGGCUAUCCAGUGCCGGACGGACCAGUCGUUCACCUCUCCCCCUCCCAGAGAUUUUUUGCUCGAUAUCGCACGGCAGAAGAACCAGAUGCCCUUGCCGUUGAUUAAGCCGUACGCGGGCCCACGGCUGCCGCCCGAUAGAUACUGCCUGACGUCCCCCAACUACAAGCUGAAGUCUCUGCAGAAAAAGGUCUCUUCCUCCGCCGGAAGGAUAACCGUGCCACGGCUGAGCGUCGGGGCCGUCACCAGCAGGCCCAGCACACCAACUUUAGGGACCCCUUCGGCACAGACGGUAUCUGUCUCGACCAAAGUCGGGACCCCCAUGUCACUGACGGGGCAGCGAUUCACCGUGCAGAUCCCCACGUCCCAAACAUCGGUCAAGUCAGCGACUCCUACGACGCCGACGGUGCAGAACGUGCUGAUCAACCCCUCCCUUAUGGGCUCCAAAAACAUCCUCAUCACCACCAACAUGGUGUCCUCGCAGAACGCCGCCAACGAUUCGAACCCCUUGAAAAGGAAGCACGAAGAAGACGACGAUUACGACAACUUGUGAAAAGGGGGGAAGUUCCGGAAGGCCCCGCGGGCUGUCAUCUUUCCAUUUGGGACUGGCGGAAGGGGGGUAUCGCUGGGACCCCGCGAACUGUCUGUGCACGGUUUAAGGCUUGCUCCAUCUCACCUGCUGGAGAAAACCGGCUGCAGCCCUUUUGGCCCACGGGCUAGAGAAGUGUUUAAAGCUGCAGGGCGGGCGGAGGAGCCUCGUCCCCUCUUGCCAGUGCCUGCCCCUUGGUCGUGAAGUCGAUAAACUGGAGCCACUCCUGAUUGCUCUGGGCGGCACCAUUUCAGAAUGCGGGCGGGACGGGGGUGGUAGAGUCAUUUCCAAAGGGUCCCACCACCGACGGGAUGCUCCCCAAAGCACGCUGCCUUUGCGCCCGGAAGGCGUUUUCUCUCUAACUCGAGCAAGUAUUCUGCUGUCCGGUCCCCUAAAUGGUAAACCCCAGCCACCGAGCGAUCACAGAGGGCUUCUGCUUGUGUGUUUUAGUUUCUUUCGCUGUCAGGAGGAAGUUGGAGACUGGGCUUAAAUAGGAGCGUUAACUAAGCGAAUCUCAGGAGGGGGGGGGGCGAUAUACUUUUCUUUGGUGGAAGGAUCAGACAACGCUUCUGAACUUGGCGUGUGCGUAUCCUGACAGUGAGAAUACCCAGAAGCUGUUUAGGCACACAGAAAACCAAGGGACUAUCUUGCGUUGGCACCUGUGGAUAUCUCCAGAAUACAAAUCCUGCGACGUAGCUGCGCUGAAGCUAAAACCGCGCCCAGAUAUUGCUGUGUAAUACGUAUAAAGAUAACAUCAGAAUUAUUCCCAUUUUUUUAAUCUUCCUCAGUUUUGUAACCAAGUUAGGGAAUAUGUGCGUGUGUUUUUAAUUUUAUUCUGGAACGCAAGCCGUGAUCAGUUCUGCCAAUGAACAACCUGGAGCAGUAGGAUUAAGCUAUGAGUGCUACAGUGUUGGGAUGCGUAAGCUAUUUUUUUCUUCUUCUUUCUCAAGAGAGAAUUCUUAAAUAAAAAGACAUUUCCU